AUGGCCUCGGAAGAUUUCAUUGACCUGGGCUCUGAUCCCGGAAACGAUGCCGACGAGGUGGACGAUCAGGCCUCAGAGUCCGCUGAAGUUCAUCAAAUCAGUGACGACCCUAGUGUUGACUAUACGGAAACAGCGGAAGCUUGUGAAGGAGAAAUUGACCAGGAGACCUUUCAUGUGGUGAAUAUCGAGGAUAAUUCGAUUCAACAGUCAUCUGUUCUUCAAAAAGGUGUUGACUGGGAAGAAACUGUUACAGUGGUGGAGGAAUUGACCGUAGCUGGGCCUGAACCCAUGGAGAAUGGCUCCAUCGAUACCAGUCCUCCCAGAGACCAUACACCAGAACCAAGCUGUAUCCUGCUGCCCGGUGGCGUAAUAUGACUGGACACUCUUUCUUCAUCCAUGAUAUCUUCCAUUAGAUAUAUAUAUGGUCUCGAUCGCAUUAUCUUGUGAUUGCCAUAACUCGGCGCAGCAGCUGUCACAGGGGCGAAAAGAAGCAGAACGCCAGGUGACGAGCAGCCAUCGGUGCAUGUGGUUUACAAGUCUUUGUCUCAGUACGGAAAACUUUCAUCCAUCUGAGAGAAAUCAGCCGCUCGUUUGAUUUUAUGGUUCAGAAGAUAAUAAUUAUCAUACGUUUGAGAUAUUUUGCUGCGCGCUUAUGGCGCCGUUCUCUCUGUGUGUUUCUUCUUGCUAUUCCCAGAGCAAGCAGGAGAAAGCUCGAGGAGCUCCUGCAAGAGUGGUCCGAAUGGCAUGGCCGGAGUGGAACCUCAUCAGAUGUAAUUCUCUCUCCUUCUUGAUGCCCACUGGGUCAACUUGAUCUGAUGCCGUCUCUGCUACUGGCCGUCAUGUUUGCCUGCUCACGAGCUUUUGGAUCCACCGAUUUGUGGCGUAUUUUCAUGUGGGUGAUCUUGGAGCAGGCUUCUUCAAUGGAGGCUAUGGAAGAUGGGGAGCAGACGUACUUUCCAGCCCUCCGCGCCGACCCAGAUAAGCCGUCUUCGGUGGUGAGAUCUCCAUUUUCUUCCUGCAAGAAACGCUCAACCAGCAUCUGGAGGUCGGAUUCCUUUCUCCCAGUGCAUUCAUUUCUCCCAUAUGCAGUCAUUUCGGGUGGACAAGAGAGCAAGAACGGAUGAAUCUGGUUCGGUUGACGGCGACUGGGUUCCACUCUAUGAUCGUGGAUUCACUCUGGGUCUCUCUGCAACCGAUGGCUCAGCCCGCCCUGAGAGGUAAAUAAAUAGUCCAUGGCGAUCUUGAGAAAAUGAGCAGCCUCCGUUCUUCGCAGUUGACUUUCAGUGCAGAAGUUAACGUUCGUCGUAAGUAAAUCUCUGCCUUUUUUCUUUUUUUUUUGUGUCUCCAGGGUGGAACCACUCGAAGCAUCUCGUUGCUUCAAUUGCGGGUCUUACAGCCACUCGUUGAAGGAUUGCCCGAGGCCCCGCGACAGCGCCGCCAUCAACCUUGCCCGCAGGCAGCACAGCUCCAGGAGGAACUCUGCGUCAGGUCAACGCGGCCAGACCCGGUACUACCAGAUCUCCACUGGGAAGUUCGAUGGUCUGAGGGCCGGCGUUCUUGGGCCCGAGCUGAGAGAAUCUCUGGGCAUCGGGGUAAUGGAUUCCUCAUGUUCAUCGUCCUUCUCUCUCUGAAUCUGAUGAUAAAGAUUGCAUCUUGGUGAUAUUCAUCCGUGUUCUUCCAUUCCUUCUCUGGUAGAAUUUUGUGGGCCAGAAUUAUUUUCUGGCGAUGGGCUUAAUUUGUUUUCCGGAUGAAAAUCUUUUUUUUUUUUGGUUUUCGAUGCAGGAGCUCGAUCCACCUCCAUGGCUUCACCGGAUGCGUGAACUGGGGUACCCGCCGGGAUAUCUAGGUUUGUGAAUCGGAGGAGAUUCGAUCGAUGUUCUUCCCUUGAUUCGCCAUUGAUUCCUGCUUCUGUACUUUAUGUUGCAGAAGAGGAGGAAGACGAAGACCCGCCCUCGGGAAUCACCAUCUAUGCCGAGGAGGAAGGUCAACUGGAGUACGAGGAAGGAGAGCUCCCCGAGAAGGGGGAGCCGGGGCCGUCGGAGAAGAAGAUGACGGUGGAGUUCCCGGGAAUCAACGCGCCGAUCCCGGAGAAGGCGGACCGGCGGCUCUGGGCGGUGCCGGGGGGUCUCUCGGCCGGAUCUGGGCGACGGUCCGAGAUGCAGAGGGAGUUCUCCGAUCAGAGACGGCCGUGGGACUACCGAGACGGCGGCGGACCUUCAAGCUCCUCCCCCGCGCCGUUGCGCCGGUCCCCAUCGGGGUACAGCUCCUACGACCACCAUUCUCUCUCGAGAACUCCGAGGUCUCUGUCGGAGAGGGAGAGGGGGCCUCUGUCCUACGAAGGAUCUCCGUACUCUUCGGGCCACAGCCUUUACUCUGGGGAGAUCUACGGCCGGACGGCGCACUCCGACCGCUGGUACGGCGGCGCCGCCGCCGAGGACUCGCCACCGAGGAGAGACCGGCUCCGGCACCGCCAUCAUCAUCAUCAUCAUCAGAGGUAG
Messenger RNA from Spirodela intermedia, 2498 nucleotides. The record is from the annotation of a GenBank genome assembly. NCBI's taxonomy places the organism in Eukaryota, Viridiplantae, Streptophyta, Magnoliopsida, Alismatales, Araceae.